This is a messenger RNA of Archocentrus centrarchus (flier cichlid), 4128 nucleotides long. RefSeq names its product ArfGAP with SH3 domain, ankyrin repeat and PH domain 2b (gene asap2b). Gene Ontology annotation, molecular function: protein binding; GTPase activator activity. The record is from RefSeq and is a predicted model, not a curated record. Bases 289 to 3360 code for a protein of 1023 amino acids. Gene Ontology annotation, cellular component: cytoplasm. Gene Ontology annotation, biological process: positive regulation of GTPase activity. Lineage: Eukaryota; Metazoa; Chordata; Actinopteri; Cichliformes; Cichlidae. The transcript has 28 exons.
UUUCCUGCUCAGGUGAAGCAGCAGCCGCAGGGUCGAGGACCGUGUCGGUGCUGUCGGUGAUUUCUGCUGCGGAACAAACAUGGACAUCAGACUUUAUUUCUUCAGCCUGUGACUAUGAGCAGCAGCGCGUCCCGGAACCAGCAGAGGAUCUUUGGUGGCUGUUUGCGGCGGUCCGGGGUACUUUGAGCCGUCCAGGUGUGGCUGCUCCACCUGCGGCUGCGCGUUCACUGCGGGUAACUUGUCGGGAUUUUUGCGCAUUGGGACAGUUUGUGUCUGUUGGAGCUCAUCAUGCCGGAGCUGAUCAGCGUCACAGAGUUUAUCGAGGAGACUAAUGACGACUACAAGGCUCCCACCACCUCCAGCUUUACCACCCGGAUGACCCACUGCAGGAAUGCGGUGGCAGCUCUGGAGGAGGCUCUGGACUUGGACCGAUCGGUUCUCCACAAGAUCAAGAAGUCGGUGAAGGCCAUCAACUCGUCUGGUCUGGCUCAUGUGGAAAACGAGGAGCAGUACGUUCAGUCCAUGCAGAAGUUCGGGGAAAACUACCUGACCAGGGGUGACAAGGAUGACGGCGACAUCGGCUCCGCCUUCACCAAGUUUGUUGUUUUCACCAGAGAGCUGUCAGCACUCUUCAAGAACAUGCUGCAGAACAUGAACAACAUCAUCACGUUCCCUCUGGACAGCCUGCUGAAAGGAGACCUGAAAGGAGUGAAGGGGGAUCUGAAGAAGCCGUUUGAUAAGUCCUGGAAGGAUUACGAGACCAAACUAGCGAAGAUCGAGAAGGAGAAAAAGGAGAAUGCCAAGUUGCACGGGAUGAUUCGCACAGAGUUCAGCGGAGGCGAAAUUGCCGAGGAGAUGGAGAAGGAGAGACGAAUGUUCCAGCUGCAGAUGUGUGAGUAUCUGCUCAAAGUGAACGAGAUCAAAGUGAAGAAAGGAGUUGACUUCCUCCAGAACCUCAUCAAGUUUUACCACGCUCAGUGCAAUUUUUUUCAGGAUGGCCUGAAAGCUGCAGAGAGUCUGAAGCCGACCGUAGAGAAACUGUCCACAGACCUGACGGCGAUCAAACAGACUCAGGAUGGAGAGAGGAAGCAGCUCGCUCAGCUCCGAGACACCCUGAAGGCAGCACUGCAGUCUGAUCAGAAAGAGGACGCCCAGGCAAAGCAGAGUGCAGGUUACAGCCUCCAUCAGCUGCAGGGUGACAAAGCCCACGGCAACGAGCGCUCCGGGGUCCUCUACAAGAAAAGCGAAGGGCUGAGGAAGGUGUGGCAGAAGAGGAAGUGCUCUGUAAGGAACGGCUUCCUGACCAUCUGUCACGGCACGCCUAAUACACCGCCAGCCAAGCUCAACCUGCUCACCUGCCAGGUGAAGAGGAACCCUGAUGAGAAGAAGAGCUUCGACCUGUUCUCACACGACCGAACUUAUCACUUCCAGGCCGAGGACGAGGCCGAGUGUCAGAUCUGGGUGUCAGUGCUGCAGAACAGCAAGGAGGAGGCGCUGAACAAGGCAUUCAAAGGAGACCAGGACGAGGGCGAGAACAACAUCGUCCAGGAGCUGACCAAAUCCAUCGUAGGAGAGGUGAAGAAGAUGAGUGGCAACGACAGCUGCUGCGACUGUGGAGCUGCAGAUCCCUCCUGGCUGUCCACCAACCUCGGGGUGCUGAUCUGUAUCGAGUGUUCGGGGAUCCACAGGGAGAUGGGGGUCCACUACUCCAGGAUCCAGAGUCUGGACCUGGACGUCCUGGGAACCUCCGAGCUGCUGUUGGCAAAUAACGUGGGAAACGCCAGCUUCAACGAGAUCAUGGAGGCAGAUCUGUCAGCACAGGAAGUAAUGAAACCAACGCCGACCAGUGACAUGCAGAUGAGGAAGGACUACAUCACAGCAAAGUACACCGAGAAGCGCUUCGCCCAGCGGAAGUGCGCUAAUGCUGAGUCCAGGCUGCAGGCUCUGUACGAGGCUGUCAGAAACCGAGACAUCCUGUCCCUCAUCCAGGUCUACGCUGAGGGGGUGGACCUGAUGGAGACCAUCCCACAACCCAACGAACAUGAACCCGGAGAGACGGUGCUCCACCUGGCGGUCCGAAUGGUCGACAGAAACUCGCUCCACAUCGUUGACUUCCUCGCCCAAAACAGCGGGAACCUGGAUAAGCAGACGACCAAAGGAAGCACGGCGCUGCAUUACUGCUGCCUGACGAACAACAGCGAGUGUCUCAAACUGCUGCUGAGGGGGAAAGCUUCAGUGUCCAUCACCAACGAAGCUGGAGAAACGCCGCUGGACAUCGCCAAACGUCUGCGGCACAAAGAGUGUGAAGAGCUGCUGACUCAGGCUCAGACCGGAAAGUUCAACGUCCACGUUCAUGUCGAGUACGAGUGGCGUCUCCAAAACGAAGACCUGGACGAGAGUGAUGAUGAGAUGGAGGACAAGCCCAUCCCACAGCGGCGGGAGGAGCGUCCGGUCAGCUGCUUCGUACCCGGCAGCGGACUCAGGCAGCCCAACCUGGCGGCGUUAGCGCGGGACGCCGCCUUCCUGGCACGGGACAAACAGAGGCCUGCGAUCCCCAGCACCAUCAUCAGCAACGAGACCUACGGCACCAUGCUGGACAUGAACCUGCCGCCGCUGGGCCAGACACCCCCGCUGCCUCCCAGAGGGCCAAGCAGAGGUAUCAAUAAAGGACCCACCGUGGAAUCAGUAGGCAGACAGCGGUCGUCCUCCGACCCUCCCAACCCUCAGACCCCUGAGAGGAACUCCUUUGUGUACGUGCUCCCUGCACCACCACCACCACCUCCUCCUCCUCCUCUUCCUCCUCUUGCACCCAGCAGGAGAACUGGCACGUUGGAGACCAAAGCCACCUCAGCCAAGAACAUCCCCCUCGCUCCUCUGCCUCCCCAACCAGCAGGAUUCUCCUCAGCCAGCCCGGUGUCUCCAGUCCCAGCACCGCCCUGCAUCCCACCUCCAUCACCACCCCGCCAUAAAGUUCCUCUCCUCCCACCCAGCCACCAGGCCAGAGGACCACCAGGAUCCAAAGCCCCCAUGUCUCCUCCUGCAUCAGUGAAGAUUCCUCCUCCUGAGAGACCUGCAGGCAGGACUCAAGCAGACAAACAAGGUCGUCAGGCCGUAUCCCCCCCAAAUCCAUCUCCUCCACCCCCCAAACCCAGAACUGCCUUUUCUAAGCAGAAGCCUCAGAGGGUGAGGGCCAUCUACAACUGUAAUGCCGAUAAUCCAGAUGAGCUGACGUUCUCUGAGGGAGAGACGAUCGUGGUGGACGGCGAGGAGGACGGCGAGUGGUGGAUUGGGCACAUCGAAGGAGAGCCGACCAGGCAGGGAGCGUUUCCUCGCACCUUUGUUCACUUCCUCUCAGAGUGAUUCGCCUCCAUGCUCUUCACCGACAGACUGAGGGGAAACAUCAGGACCUCCCGUGGACCUGAGGAGACUCUGAGACCCAGAAACAUCCAUCGCCCCUGAUAUCAAACGCUGAGCCCUGCAGGACACCUCCGGCUUUCCAUCUUCACUCAUGUCCUUGUUCAAUCUCUGAACUUUAAAGUUUCUAAAGACUAAAAAUCUGUGUGCAAAGUGUCCAAAAUGUCCUUAAAAACAUGCAGCGGCCAAAAAAAACAGGACCAGAGCUUCAGAUGAGAGCAGAUCUGACCAAAAGUAUGUGGACUGUGUGUGUGCGCGCCUCAGUGAUGUUUACAUGCAGCAGAGCUCUCUGUGCAGUGCCUCUACAGGCAGAGAGCAGGAACUACAGAAGGUUCCCUGAAGGCUAACCUGCAUGCUGAAAAUCCUUCACUGCCUUCAGAAAACAUGAACAAACCGCCUCUGACUGCACGACUGCUCUGUGUUUUUCUACUUCCUGUUACACAUGAAAAUAUUCAUUCAAAGAAAUAACUGAAAGGACUUCAUCUCCACCGGACCACAGACCCAGAACAGCGUCCACAUACUUUUGGCCUGAUAUGAUGCACGCUCCUGCUGUGCUGCUGGGGUCCAGCUGGUGGCGCCACAGUUUCUGUUUGUAAUGGCCUCAGGAUGAAAUGAUUUUUAUUAUUUUAAUGUUAAGAUCAGACAUUUAAUCUGAGGAGAAAAUCUAAAUGUCCUUUAAAUUUUAACAUAUUUUCAGUUUAUUAAAAACAUCAU